Molecule: messenger RNA, 738 nt
Organism: Peronospora matthiolae
Lineage: Eukaryota; Oomycota; Peronosporomycetes; Peronosporales; Peronosporaceae
Source: the annotation of a GenBank genome assembly
AUGGACGGUGCACUUACAACGCCCAUGGCUCCUGCAUCACCUGCACCUCCCUCAUUGGAGGCCAAUACCGAUUACGCCUUCUGCUCCGCCGCCGUGUCCACCCCGAUCUACGGUCAACUGGAUCUUUAUGCCGCGGUUGCUGCCGACUACCCUUUGAUGGAGGAGCUAUGUCGAGACCAGAAACUGCAGAUCGACCGACGGCAAACGCAGUUGCAAUCGUACGUCGAGAUUGCCCCGCGCUUGGCAACCUAUGUCCAACAGCGUUAUCUCGACCUCUGGACGGAUCGCCAAGACUUUAUCGAGAGUUUGCACGGGUUCCAGACGGAGCUGGCGCGGAUCUUGGGUCAAGAUUACGUGGUCCGAGAACUUAAGACGGCUCUCCCAGAAGCCGAAAAGAAGUUUAAACAAGUCGAGGAUCUGCGCACUCGUGAAUCUUCCGCCGCCCAACAGCAAUUAGAAGCGAUGACUUUGCGCCUGGCUGCUGUGGACCAAAAUUCGGGCGGCGAUCUCCAAGCCGCAACAGCCAAGGCGUCCAAGUACAAAAAACUCUCCCGCAGAGUUGACAAGAAGCUUGACACGACCAGACUGGGAUUGGAAAACAUGUCGAAGAUCCAUCAAGACUUCCUCCACGACCAAGAGCUCGUAGAGGCGGAGCUGCAAAUUAUGCGAUCAGACCUAGCAGACCGGGACGCCCUUGUGGAUCGUCUGCGUAAUCAAGCAUCGAACUGGGAACAGUAG